Cavia porcellus (domestic guinea pig) is the source of this 5828-nucleotide messenger RNA. It is a transcript of the gene Mslnl, whose product is annotated as mesothelin like. The coding region runs from base 3620 to 5533 and encodes 637 amino acids. The record is from RefSeq and is a predicted model, not a curated record. Lineage: Eukaryota; Metazoa; Chordata; Mammalia; Rodentia; Caviidae. Gene Ontology annotation, biological process: cell-matrix adhesion. The transcript is spliced from 15 exons. Gene Ontology annotation, cellular component: cell surface.
AUCAAAGUAUCCAGCCACUCACAGCUGGGGUCCUUUGUGGAUCUGCUAUGUGCACCACAGAGAUCGUACGGCUGGCUGUCAGAAUCAGCUCUGUGGGAAGAGAGAUGUACUCCUGGGCUGAUUGCCUUAGUUCUGGGCAAGAUCCCAGCAGCAAUGCUGGAUUCUGGGGGCCAGAAGAGAUGCUCUCUUGGGCCUUGGACCACUUUCCUCACCCUUGACCCCUUAUGGAAUCCAAGUCCCACCUGAAGAUGUGCCCUCUCUGAAACACCAUCCUCCCUCCCCCAGCAGCCACCCAGCUGUCUUCCCAUUUGAGGUGAUCUGGUUCAUGUCCUGCUUUCUAUGCGUCAGAAAGGUAGUGAGUCAGCCACAUGGGCCUGGCUUUCCACUAGGCACACAGUGAGUACUCAUGAGGGAUGUCUGAAGGGCUUGAGGCCUUGAACACCCCUUCCCAAAAGAAUGAGCAGCAGGGCCAUAAGGCUACAUAUUCCACUGCUUGUGGAUCAUGGGGUUACUCUGCACUCUGGUGGACCCCAGACCUUAAGCAGGGCCAUCUCAAAGCUUCCCAAAAGGCUGCCAGGCCUCCCUUGUCCUGGUAGCUGGGCCACAUUGGGAGCUGAGCCCACAACAUAUCACUAAGGCCAACAACUCUCAGUUGCAAACUCAAAUUUUCCCCUUUGGAAAAAAAAAAAAAAAAACAGCAAGUGGGGCCACCUUCUGUAUCCCCUGUACAGGCCCUGCAGAAACAGACAGGGACAUCCAGUAUCUCCAGGAAUUGUAGAUGACCCAUGGAAGAGGUGACACAUGGGAAGAUGGGCAGGCAGGCAGCCAAGGGAUAGACCCUGCCCAGGGAAGCCUCCAAUUAUGCUCUCCAUGAAAAGCCUAUCAGCCUCUCCUAGUCUUGAAGGCCCAAGGAGCUCCAAUGACCAACUACCUGCCAGAUUCAACCCUUGUUCCCAUGCAAGAUAGGAUGUUCCUUUCCAUCUCUAGGUUGCAGAACCCCAACAUGAUUCCUCCCUGGCCCAUCUGCCCCUCAACUCCUGGCUGUAGAAUAGACAAGUUCUGAAGGAUGUGGAACAAUCAGGCAAGUCCUCAGACAAGGCAUUGCAGGUAAGGGACAAUGGGAAAUAUGUACAGCAGUGCUGGACACCCUGCCUACCAUACACAGCACCAGUAUUCACCAGUGUGUGGCCUCCAGCAACUCACUCAGCCAUUCUGGGCCCUUGUGUCUUCCUGUGAAAACCAGGAUUACUGCCUGCUAAGGGCUGUGAGUGGGUUUAAUAAAUCAAUACAGGAGCCUGGGACAGAAUGCAGCAGUCUCAACAACAGCUCUCAUUCUCUGGUCUUUUGUCCAGCCUGGGCUCAGAGAUGCCCUGGAAGCCAGACCCAAUGGGCAGGUAUCUUCUACCUUUACCCUAGUGUACCCCAGGCUCUAAGGAUAUUGGACAGUCCUUACCUAAUACCUGAUCCCCCCAGGCCCCUCAGUGUCCAGAGCCAUUUUAAGACCUUACAUAGCCAAAGCCUAUACCAGGGAAGUGCUUGGGCUCAGGGUAGUCCUUCCUUGUCUCCCCACGACCCUUCCCCAAGCCUACUCCCAGACCUUGGUCCCUCCAGACUGGCCCCUCCAGGCUGCAUGCCCUUCACCACUGCCCAGUACAGCUAUGGAAUUUGCUAUGUUUGCUGUGCUAGCACUGGCAGUGGCUAAAGGACCCUUUGAGGCCCAUCCCAAACUAGAUGAGACUUUGGACCAUCUAGGCCACCCUGAUGGACCAUGUUCCUGGGCACUGGAGGGGACUGUUCAAAGGCCCCUGGAGACUUCAUCUGUCAUCAGCAUUUCCAGGGCCUGGCUAAGCCCAUCUUUUUGGUACCAAAUACCCUGGGAUGUAUGCAGAAGGUGGCUACAUCAUCACACUAUAGAAGCUUGAGCUCCUGGACUCCUGAGAGCUAUAGAUGAGUAAAAGGGCCAGGGCCGGGGCCAUGGUCCAGAGCCAGCCUGAGGUAACUGUGGCUAUGCACCUUAGCCUAGGAAAAGCUUCAGGCACCAUAGACAACAAGUAGGAAAGUCCUUCCUGCUCUGAUCCCUAUGAAUCCUACCCAGCAAAGCCAUCCUGCCCCUGCCCCAGGACUGACAUGGCUGCAACUGUCAAGGGCCUGAGCAGAGCCUCAGCUGGGGCAGGGCUGCAUGGGUCUCUGCAGCCUCACUCUGCUCCAUAUCCACUAGCCUAUGUUCAUACUGCCCAACCCUGUAUCUAUCCCUAUAGAAGGGCCAACUUACUACCAUACUGGUCCAUGAGUACUUUAUGUUGGGGAAACUCGAGCAUAUAUAUGUACAAGCUCCAGGAUACACAGAUCAUGUAAACUGAGAUAUACAUGUCUGUGUGCCAUAUGCAAAGGUAUAUUCAACACCCCACCCAUCUGAGCACCAUAGAUACCCAGGCCUGGGCCCCCACAGACAGGGGAAAUGCUGGGUAGCAGCCAACCAUGAGCUCAGCCUUUUACCCUGCUGAGACUGGGAAGCAGGCAUCCGCUGAGCUGGCCCCUGGGAAUGAUAAGGUAGUCUCCCAGCCCCCACCUACAUCCCUUCCCUCAGGUUAUCUGAUGUUUAAAAUGGGGGCCCACUAGUCAGAGCAGUUGUGUGCAGCCUGCUGGGCAAGGCAUGGAAGCAAGUGAGGCCUCAGGUGCCCCUGCUCUAUAUCAGCCAUGUCCCUGGGGUUAAUGAGCUGCAUAGCAUCUACAGUACCUGAUCUAUAGGUCCCUCUCUAUCUGCUGCAAGUGACCAGGAGCAGCCUUGUCCCAACUUCUGGGCAGCAUCUUCUCUACACAAUGUUCCUGUUCAGGUGAGAGGCUUGGGCAGGGUGGGUCUACCACCUGGGCCUCAGGGCUCCUGGCUGCACUUCUGAUCAGUGGGCAUCCCCAGGGAGGAGAUUAAGCCCCUCCUAGCAUGGGAUGACAACCUCUCCCAUCCUCCUCUCAGCUUUGUAAAUUCCUGAGUCCAAGGGAGCCCAAAGCUGUCAGACUGUGCUCACUGUGGCAAGAGAAGCUAGUAGUACACAGCUGUCCAGAAGCCUUGGCUGGGCCCCUGAGCCCCAGGACACAGGUUCCAGUGAUAGAACUAGCAUGUAAGUUCUGAAGAGGGGACAGAAGGUACCUGGGUUGCUUGGUGAGGGGGCACCUCUCCCCCAGGCCUAUGGGACUCACUGUUUGUAAGAGAUCUGUUAAUUGGAUAUGCUAUGGUAGCGUGAGUCCCUGGAGUCCGACCUGUGAUAAGAAAGGCUGAGUUUGCAGCUCCUCUCUCCCUAUUCUGACGCUUGUUUGUGGGAUUAUUUCUCUCCCAAAGGCAGAGCAGAUGCACUGGGGCGCCAUCCAGGGUCACGAAUUCUGUGUGACACUGGAUAUCUCUCCUUCUGUGCCCUGAAGCCAGUCUGCACCACUUGCCUCCCUUCCUCUUUGGCUAGUCCUGGACCUACUGCCUGCUGUCCUAUUGUCUUCCUGCUUGGGGACAUCUCAGCCAGGAUGACCAGCACUUGCUGCCGCUCUGCCAUAGGCCCCAGAGUAGGUGCUUUGGCAAGCCCUGGCCUCGCCCUCCUCCUGUCCCUCACUGCUCACUGCUCUAGUCCCCAGGAUGAGGGUGUCUUCCAGAGAGGGCUGGAUAUCAGUGAGAUUGACCCAUGGGCCAGCCUCCUUUUCCUGCUCAGAGCUAACACUGCCCUCCUGCAAGAUUUCGGGUGCCACCCAGCUGGCCAGCUACCACGAGAGCAGCUCUCUGCCCUGCUCAGGAGUCUGGCAUCACAGCACGUCCCACUCCAAGCCUGGCAGCUGCUUGGCCAACCUCGCCUCCCGGCUCAGCCUGCAGGAUGACUUUGCACUCCACCCACCAGAUCUCCUGCUUUUCUACAACCUGAGCCAGGUGAAGGAAGCCAACUGUCGGGCUUUCACACACCGCGCAGCCCAGGGAAACACAGAGCUGCUGGUCAACCUGCCUGACCAGAGGGUUGCCCUACGACACACAGCCUUGGCCUGCCUGGGGGGACCUCACCUGCAGCUCAGUGCCUCAGAUCUUGUGAUCCUUGGGGUCCUGGUGUGUGACAUGGAUGCAUCCAGCAUUGUGACUGCAGACCCCCAUGUACUGCAGAACCUGUUACGCUGCCCCCGGCUGAGCAUCUCCCAACAGGCUGCCCUCAACACCCUCCUGGCCAGUGGGAAGACCCAUCUGGGGAUUCCUGGAUCCUGGAACCUGGAGGAGCUGCAGGCCCUGGGGCCUCUGACAACCUACAUCAGCCCCCAACUAUGGGAACAGGUGCAGGAGGCGGUAGGCCUGGACUUCUUUCGCAGCAUGGUGGCCGCCUUCCGGGUAGGGCAUCUCAACCAAUCUAGUGUCCGGCGCUUUGUCACCAGCUUCUUGGAGUCCAGGGCCAGCUCAGUGUCCACAAGGCCCAAGCGGGGCACAGGGAGAUCCUGCAUUCGUGGCAACAUCACAGCGGCAACACUACAGGAUGACCUCUUCCUGGUACACUAUGACUGUGCCCAGCUAGAGUCCUGCCUGGGCAACUAUGUGCUCAGAGCCAACCUGGACCCCUUACUGCAGCACCCGCUGCCUGCUGAGUGCCAGCGUAUUGUCAAGGCCAAGCUCACUCAGAUUUACCCCCAGGGUGUGCCUGAGGAUCAGCUGCACCUCAUCACCUCGUUGGUCUACCUCUACUCCUGUGCUGAGAUAGGCCAGUGGAACAUCACAUCCGGGGACACUGUGGUGACCCUCCUGGCCUCAGAUGUGGCCCUGGAGAACCAGACAGAGGCAGUCCUCCAGAGGUUCCUGGACCACAAUGGUGUGGUCACCGGCGCCCUACUGGUAGCCAUUGGGGGUUCCCGCCUCUGCUGGAUGAGCCCCAGGCAGAUCCACACCAUCCAGCCCUCGGAGUUCCGGUUGGCUGGAGCUCCCGACCUCUCCUCUUGCCCUCAGAGCCGGAAGAAUGUGCUCUUUGCCAAGGCCCAUGAGGCUUUCCGCAACACCAGCACCACAGCUGACUACUACCGCCUCAUGCGCCCAUACCUCGGUGGUGCCCCCGUGGAGGAAUUGCAGCACCUCGCCCAGGCCAACAUCUCCAUGGACAUUGACACCUUCACCAACCUCAAUCCCCAUGUGUUGCAGUGUCUGAGCGUUGGCAGUGUGACCACGCUACUGGGCCAGAAUGUGGGGGAUCUGCAGAAGGCCCGCAGCCAUCCGACUGUCAGCUUCUGGCUACGCAGCCUCAACAGGUCGGCCCUGGGUGAGCUGGGCCUGGAUACCAACCUUGCCCAUACAACCAGAAGACUCUCCAGCACUACCUGCCCAGUGUCCCAUCUAGUCACUCCCUCCAGCCAGCCAGGAAACAUCAAUGCAGCACCCACCUCAGGCAGCUCACCGGUCAACCUGGCAUACCUGUCCCUCUCAGCAGCCUUGCCCUCCAGCCUUCUGUGGCUACUAUUACUUGGGCACUUCCAGGCCCAAUGCAGUAUGAUCAUGCAGCACCAGGACCCUGGACACUAUGGACAGCACUGACCCAUGGGCAUCACAUACAAGAUAAACAGAGCUGCUAGAAGGAGCUGUAGCCUGCCCAGACAAGGUGCAACCCUUUGCCCAAGAGAUCUGUGGUUUCCCUGUCCUAGGAGGUCUACAGGUCUGGUCCCACACACCUCAGCUCCCAGGACCAGCAUCUAUGAGGAGAUGGGACCCACCUAGCCACAGACCCAGGCUGGCAGUGAGGACAAGGCCAUGCCCUCUCCAGGAUAACUGGAGCCAGGGAGAGCUUUGAUCUCACCACUCUUGAAGGUAAUCUGAAUAAAGUAAAAAGCUA